This is a messenger RNA of Pollicipes pollicipes, 2270 nucleotides long. Its product is annotated as transcriptional adapter 2-beta. Bases 169 to 1632 code for a protein of 487 amino acids. The transcript has 11 exons. Lineage: Eukaryota; Metazoa; Arthropoda; Thecostraca; Pollicipedomorpha; Pollicipedidae. Gene Ontology annotation, molecular function: chromatin binding; zinc ion binding; transcription coactivator activity. The record is from RefSeq and is a predicted model, not a curated record. Gene Ontology annotation, cellular component: nucleus; SAGA-type complex. Gene Ontology annotation, biological process: regulation of transcription by RNA polymerase II; chromatin remodeling.
UUGCAUGUUCCUUGUUUGAAAUAAAAGUGUGUGGAGGGGAUCAAAGUGUGCUAGCUGUACGUGAUUAUGUUUGAAACACAAUACGUGCCAAAUUCGUAAAUUUUAUGACAUGUCGGUUCUUAUGUGAAAUUAUCUACGAAGUCCCGAGUUAGAUGCUCAAAGUUGCUGAUGACUAUGGCUGAUACUUUUGGAAGAUUUCACUGCAACUACUGUCAGGAGAACAUCAACGGGCUGAGGAUCAAAUGUGUGGAGUGUGAAGACUUUGAUCUUUGCCUGCAGUGUUUCUCCUGCGGUGCAGAGAUAGGGAAGCACAAGAACAACCACAGCUACCAAUUCAUGGAUCCGGGCAACUUCACCGUGUUCAACUCGGACAACGCCUGGACGGCGAAGGAGGACGUGCGCCUGCUGGACGCCAUCGAGCAGUACGGCUUCGGCAACUGGGUGGACAUCGCCAGACACAUCGAGAAACGCACGCCCGAUGAGGCGCAUGACAAGUUCGUCACGUACUUCGUGAACGGCGUGACGGGCCGGCUGACGAUGCCGCCGCUGUCGGAGCUGCAGCAGCUGCCGGUGGCCGUGGACCACACGGGCUCGGACUCUGGCCCGCUCUCUCCCAGCCUGACCAUGUCGCCGGGCCUAGCGCCGCUCCAGCUGGAGGGCGAUCAGGCCGCCCAGCUUGGCUACAUGCCGCUCCGCGACGACUUUGAACGGGAAUACGACAAUACAUGCGAGACGCUCGUCUCGCAGCUCAAUAUAGGCAGCGUGGAGGAUGAGGACAUCGACGUUGCGCUGAAGCUGGCUCACGUGGACAUGUACGUGCAGCGGCAGCGGGAGCGGGCGCGCCGCAAGCGCGUGGUGCGCGACUACCAGCUACCGGCCGCCUUCUUCGAUGAGCUGAAGAAGGAGGCGCUGCUGCAGGUGCCGGGCGGCGCGCGCAUGCCGCGCCGCCGCCAGGACAAGGGUCGCACGCUGGCCGACCGGCUGCGCACGCUCGGGCAGUUCCUGACGCGCACCGAGUACCAGCAGUUCCACGACAACGUUCAGGCCGAGCGAGACCUGGUCUACCGCGUCAAGGAGCUGAUGCGGUACCGCCGUAACGGCAUCACCAAGAUCGCUGACUGCGUGGAGUUUGAGCGCGCACGUAGCCGCCGCAGCGCCGAGACGGACGACCGGAAGGCCCACGACCCUGACGAGAAAGCGCAGCCGUCCGGCCCAUCAAGCGAAAGAAGAAGCUCCUGCGCUUCUCCCGAAAGAAAGAGCGAAACUCCCGCUACUGGCGCUUCAUCCUGGCUCAACGCGCCCUGCUCGACCAACGGCAGCAGCAGCAGCAGCAGCGGCAGCGUGAGCAGGCCGGCGGCCGCUGACGGCUCGCCGGCCGGCGCCACCGACGAGCCCGAGCCGCUGAACGAGUCGGCCGGCUUCCACCUGCUGAGCCGCGCCGAGAAGCGGCUGUGCGCCCGGCUCCGGCUGCGCCCGGCCAGCUACGUGGCCUUCAAGACGGGUCUGCUGAGCGACCAGCUGCUGCGGUUUGGCGGCCGGUCGGCGCGGCCCCGCUACCCGGACGGCCUGGACAAGCAGCACCGGCGCCAGCUCGUCUCGUUUCUGGUCACCGCCGGCUGGAUCACCGCCUGACGCGGCGGUUGACGCGUCUCGGCGCGGCUCAUGUUCCAGACGUGGCCGAAGGGACGCUUGCACACAGGGAUAGGUGGGCGAGUUGCCGGCAGCUCAAGGAAGCGCUGCCCUGUUCUCAAGUGUGUCGUGUUGUGUGUGUCGUGUGUCGUGCCUUUACGUUUAGGUAAGUGUGGACGAACGGCGUGGAUUCAGACUUCAUCGGAUGUAUUUGUACUUGUGUAUUGUGCAUGCUGGAGCGUUGCACAUUCUCCUGCUGAUCGGCGUGCUUCGUACAAGCCAGCAUGCAGUUUUCCGUUCUUUCAAGAUGAUGCAGAACUCCAUGAUCUGUUCGGGCUUCCGAUAAGAGCGGGCAAUCAAGGUGGAUGUGCCUCUAUGAGAGCUGUGUUUCUCGAUCCUGCUCGCGAAAUGAUCUCGAACGCCAUAGUGUUCGUGAUGGAGCGGCCAGUGCCUUGGGGCCGUAGUUGUCCGCCACAUUCCUUGAAUUUUGCGGCUGGAUCGAAACCUUGUUUGCUCUCUUAUUCCUCAGAAUGAGUAACCAUUGGUUUUUGUAGGCACUGAAUGCAAGACGGCGUUGUGCAUCGAUGCCGUGUAUUGGAGGUCUUCUGAGGGCAUUUGCAGUUAAUACAUUGCUAAAAUCG